AGAACAUAAAUUGAAAUUCCUAAUACGUCCUUCGAUUUUGAUUCAGAUAUUGUAACUUAUCGUUGAGGAACACAGGGCAAGUCCACAUAUUAAGGCGACCUUCAGCGAUCAUCUUGCCAUAAGAAAAAUGGUAGCGACCCACAUGCACACAAGGCUCGACAGAGCAUUUGCACAGCCAUCAGCCGCCCUCCCCUGCCGCCGCACCUCUGUCAGGACAAUGGCUGCCAUUGCAGCGCCUCCCAAGACUAAGCUCAACACACAGAAGUCUGAGGAGAUCUUUGCAGAGGCCCAGACGCUGCUGCCGGGAGGAGUCAACUCGCCGGUGCGUGCGUUCAAGUCUGUGGGCGGCCAGCCCAUCAUCUUUGAGAGCGUCAACGGCCCCUACUGCUUUGAUGUGGACGGUAACAAGUACAUCGACUAUGUGGGCAGCUGGGGUCCUGCCAUCGUGGGCCAUGCGCACCCAGAGGUCACAGCGGCUCUGGCCGAGCAGAUCAAGAAGGGCACGUCGUACGGCGCCCCCUGCGCGCUAGAGAACGUGCUGGCCAAGGUGGUGAUCGACCGCGUUCCCUCCAUUGAGAUGGUCCGCUUUGUCAACAGCGGCACUGAGGCCUGCCUCUCCGUGCUGCGCCUCAUGCGCGCCUUCACCGGCCGUGACAAGGUGCUCAAGUUUGUGGGCUGCUACCACGGCCACGCAGACAGCUUCCUGGUGCAGGCUGGCUCUGGUGUUGCCACCCUGGGCCUCCCAGACUCCCCAGGAGUGCCUGCUUCCUCCACAGCCACCACGCUGACGGCGGAGUACAAUGACUUGGAGGCCGUGCGCGCGGUCUUUGAGGCCAACAAGAACGAGCUGGCGGGUGUCAUCCUGGAGCCUGUAGUGGGCAACUCCGGGUUCAUCCCUCCCACACAGGAGUUCCUGGAGGGCCUGCGGUCGCUGUGCACGGAGCACGGCACGCUGCUGUGCUUUGACGAGGUCAUGACCGGCUUCCGCAUCGCCAAGGGCUGCGCGCAGGCGCACUUCAACAUCAUGCCCGACCUCACCACCCUGGGCAAGGUGAUUGGAGGUGGACUCCCUGUGGGCGCAUAUGGAGGCCGCAAGGAGAUCAUGCAGAUGGUGGCACCUGCAGGUCCCAUGUACCAGGCAGGCACACUGUCAGGCAACCCGCUCGCCAUGGUGGCCGGUAUCAAGACCCUGGAGAUCCUAGACAGGCCAGGGGCCUACGAGCAUCUGGACGCUGUCACUGGCAAGCUCAUCCAGGGCCUGCUGCAAGCCGGGCGCGAGGCUGGCCACGACAUGUGCGGCGGCCACAUCAGCGGCAUGUUCGGCUUCUUCUUUAACAAGGGCCCAGUGAACAACUUUGAGGACGCCAAGCAGUCGGACACGGCCAAGUUUGGCCGCUUCCACCGCGGCAUGCUCGAGCACGGCAUCUACCUCGCUCCCUCCGCAUACGAGGCUGGCUUCACAUCACUGGCCCACACUGACGAGGACAUUGAGGCCACCAUCCAGGCAGCACGCGAGGUCUUUGCCGAGAUCUAGAUUUGCAUCAUGUUUAGCAGAUCAAGUUGAGGAUGUGACUUGUGCAUGCUACAGUGCGCAUUGUAGUGGCCAUGUCUUGUCAAGCACCUGGUGAACAACCCAAGGAAUGCCACAGAUGGGACCUAAGUCAAUCUGACGAGACAAUUCAGUCUCUUUUAUUGCCCUUGCUAAAAUUGGUGUGACCACUUCAAAGCAGCAAAGCUGGGGGCCUUGGUUUGAAGGGCACUACUUGGUUGUCAUUUUUGAAGCGCCUGAGAAGAAGAACAUUGUGCAAUAUAGACAAGUCAAGAUUGAAUUGUGCUGAUACGCUCCACUAAAAAACACGGAUGGGACAACUUUGGUAUAAUUUGAAGAUUGGGUUGUUUACAACUGUAAUGUCUGCAAUGAU
Molecule: messenger RNA, 1922 nt
Organism: Coccomyxa subellipsoidea C-169
Lineage: Eukaryota; Viridiplantae; Chlorophyta; Trebouxiophyceae; Coccomyxaceae
Product: glutamate-1-semialdehyde 2,1-aminomutase, chloroplastic
Exons: 13
Coding region: 128-1534 (468 amino acids)
Biological process (GO): tetrapyrrole biosynthetic process
Molecular function (GO): pyridoxal phosphate binding; glutamate-1-semialdehyde 2,1-aminomutase activity; transaminase activity
Source: RefSeq, a predicted model, not a curated record